CACUUUCUUUAAAUCUCUGCUCUUUCUCUAACUUGUCUCUUUAUUCCAUUCCAAUCUCACUGCACAUUGUCUUUUAAGCUCAAUACCAAUUUUCAUGAAUCUUCAUAAUAUUCCAGUUCUUCGCUUCUCUCUCUAAAAACCAGAAAACACUUCUGCCAUGGCCAAACUAUCUUCUCAGUGUCUCUUCUUCCUCUUCUUAUGUCUGCUCACUCUCUGUUCUUCAGGUACUAAACUGGGCUUUCUCUAUAAUGCUAGAGAGAAGAACACUGGAGAUUCAUCAAUUACCAGAAAACUGUCAGUUCUUGAGGAAAAUAAGGUUUAUGUAUCUUAUGUUAAGGUUUUAGCUGCAGAUCAUAGUGUUUUAAGUUCACUUUCUAGUUCAAAUGUGUCUGUUCAUCUUUACUUAGAUGACAGUUUAGUUGAGAACUUUUUAAAUUCUAAAUCUUCUGCUAUUUUAUGGGUUAAGACCUUCAUAUUUCCUUUUAUGCCCCGUGUCAAUAUCAGGAGUUUAGUGCUAAGAGGUGGCAAUGACAUGUCUAGGGUUUUAUCAUCAAUGAAAUUGAUCAGUUCAGUUCUGAGGGAUUUAGGUUUUGACAAUGAAGUUAAGGUCUCUGUGGCAUUUUCAUUGUCAUUCUUGGAGAGUUUGGAUAGAAAACAAGAAAAUGAGCUGAAUAGGGUUUUAGGGUUUAUCAAGAGACUUAGGUCCUUUGUUGUUGUAGAAGGGAGUUUUGAAAAUAGUGUUGAAUCAAUGAUUAAGAAAGCUACACUUGUCAGUUCUAUACUUGAUUGCGAUGAUGUUGAUGUAGUGAUGACACUCGAGUCGAGUAUUGUCGAUCCUAGUGAUGAACAAGUAAUUGAAUUUGCUGCUAUGGCUUUACAAUCUUUAGAGAAUUCUCAGAUUGCUGAGUUGUAUGUAGAAGUAUCUUCAGUAGCAGGUUUUGUAGCGAUAGAGCAGGAACAAAUCUUUCAUUCUGCUCGUCGCGAACUCAUGAAAACUGUAUCGCACGAUGCAAUCAAUCCACCGAUCACUCUUCCCUCAGACAAUCCAACACCAACAAUAGUCACUGUUCCUGCUACUAAUCCUGUCACUAUAACACCGGGUAAUCCGGCAUCCGCUCCUAUACAAAUUCCCUCCACUACACCGAUUUUGUUUCCUCCUAGUAAUCCUGCUGUUAACCCGCCCGUACCAUUCACCACUCCGGUCUCUACACCUGCAGCGCCUAUUACAGUUCCUGGGAUGCAACCGAUUACUAAUCCUGUGACAACGUAUCCUGCCCCGACAGGAAAUGUUCCUGGAACAACACCGGCCGUAAAUCCUGUUACGCCUCCUGCGACAACAAAUGCUCCAGCAGUUCCAGGACAGAGCUGGUGCAUAGCCAAAUCUGGUGUCUCGGAAACUGCCCUUCAAUCAGCACUGGAUUAUGCUUGCGGAAUGGGAGGUGCUGAUUGUUCGCAAAUCCAACAAGGUGGGAACUGUUAUAAUCCAAGUACUCUCCAAAACCAUGCUUCGUAUGCAUUUAACAGCUAUUAUCAGAAGAAUCCUACGGCAACCAGCUGUGAUUUCGGAGGGACAGCUAGUAUAGUCAGUAGCAAUCCGAGUACUGGUUCCUGUGUUUUUCCGUCAUCGUCGUCGUCAUCAACCUCAUCAUCGUCAUCACCACCAGCAUCAACAUCAUCAUUGCCGACACCAUCAACUCCAACUACAACUCCAAUUACAAAUCCAGCAACUACACCGUCAACUCCCAUGUCUGGAGAUUCAGGAACUGUAACUCCGCCAUCAGUUUUAAACUCGAGCAGCCCUGGAUCAGAAACCCCUACAGUUUUUGGAUCUGACACUCCUCCUGGUUUCAACACUUCCACAUCGAGAUCAGCUUCUUUGCGUCCAUUUUUCGGUAGCAUCAUUCUGGUAACAAUAUUUGUGGCCAGAACAAUCACUCUGGACAUAUAGAAGAUAGCGUUUCUCCAUGUAUAUUAAAUGCUUGGAAGCUUAUGCUUCACUUACAGAGUUGCAGACACCAUAGUCAUUACAACACGGAAACGAAAGAAUUCUGCAAAGGCUAAUAUAAGAGCUUAGAUCCUGCUAAAGAUUGAACAAACUGUGACGAACUUGCUCGGAAUGUAAAGAUGACUACUGAAGGUAAAAUAUUAUUUCUACAUGGAACAUAAUUGCAUGUUUAUUUAUAGACUUUUCUAUUAGUAGUAAGAAAGUAAGUUGGAUAAUAGUUUGUAGUAGUAGUAGUGCAAAAGCAAUUCCAUUUCUGUAUAUUUUUGAAGUAGUAAAGGUUCUAGUUUAGCA
Molecule: messenger RNA, 2296 nt
Organism: Mercurialis annua (annual mercury)
Lineage: Eukaryota; Viridiplantae; Streptophyta; Magnoliopsida; Malpighiales; Euphorbiaceae
Product: glucan endo-1,3-beta-glucosidase 12-like
Exons: 4
Coding region: 158-1948 (596 amino acids)
Biological process (GO): carbohydrate metabolic process
Molecular function (GO): hydrolase activity, hydrolyzing O-glycosyl compounds
Source: RefSeq, a predicted model, not a curated record